AAAAACAGACUCGCUCCUUACUCCUUAGACAGUAGAGAAACGAUGGCGACGGUGCCCGCGCUGGUCUUGGUUGCUUUCAUACUCGCGACGGAUACGAUCGGAGCUUUUCCUUUGCACGGGGGUGUGUCCAAUUCAGGCAGACUGCUGGCCUUGCGAACGAACAUGAAAACGCCGCUGCGGAGGCCACGUGCGGCUGUGAGUCAGGCCUACAGACGACGAGCAUGCGUGCCCAGGGCCAACGCGGGCGGGGACUUGGAGGAUGACGCUAGGAUCGUCAGGCAGGCGAAAGCGUGGGUGCGAGACGUGGUGGUGAAGCUACGGCUUUGCCCGUUCGCGGAGGCGGUUUUCAACGCGAGGAGAGGCGUUCGGUACGUGGUAACGCCCGCCGAGACGACGGACGAGGUUUGGAGAGAGUUCUUGCUGGAGGUGGACUUCCUCAUGGACCACGACCGGGAGGAUGUAGGGACAACUUUGUUGAUUGCACCGCGUUUUCUCAGCGAUUUCCGCGAGUUCAACGACUUCUGCAGAUGGCUGGAGGAGGCAAUCGAAAACGAUGAGGCCCUCGUUGACCAGGUGCUGGUGGCGUGCUUUCACCCCAGGCAUGCCUUCCACGGCCUGGAACAGGACGACGUGCUAAACUACGAAAAGAGGUCUCCGCACCCGACCAUCAACCUACUAAGGGCGGACAUGGUGGACGAGUACAUCGCCAUGGGGAGAACGCUCGGCAUCGCAGAGCACAACGAGAGGAGGUUACACCAGGAGGGCAAGGACGUCGUUAAGGCUGCUUUUGAGGCCACACUUGCUCUGGAGUGACUGCUGUAGACCCGCAGGAAAACAUCCAACAACUCGGACUCGCCACCAUUGCAUCGCCCGACCCAUAUUUUGUACCUGUUGCCUGUGUGUCCAACACUGACUACCGCUAGGGUCGGUGUCCGGGCUAGAGGUCUUACCAUCGUCGUUGAAUUGUCCUCCCCGUAAUGCAACGAGAAGAGUGAAGAUUAACGUCGUACCGGCGUAAC
Ectocarpus sp. CCAP 1310/34 is the source of this 1019-nucleotide messenger RNA. The record is from the annotation of a GenBank genome assembly. Lineage: Eukaryota; Phaeophyceae; Ectocarpales; Ectocarpaceae.